This is a messenger RNA of Phycodurus eques (leafy seadragon), 2306 nucleotides long. RefSeq names its product NAD kinase a (gene nadka). NCBI's taxonomy places the organism in Eukaryota, Metazoa, Chordata, Actinopteri, Syngnathiformes, Syngnathidae. Gene Ontology annotation, biological process: NAD+ metabolic process; NADP+ biosynthetic process. The record is from RefSeq and is a predicted model, not a curated record. The transcript has 12 exons. The coding region runs from base 122 to 1393 and encodes 423 amino acids. Gene Ontology annotation, molecular function: NAD+ kinase activity.
AGUGAUGGUAGUUGAUAGUUGACAAAGUUAAGAUGGUCAGCUGGUAAUAUCCAUUGCGGUUUGAAGUCUACGACAGUAAAUUAAGCCCUGAAUUUGUGUCGCCGUCUGUAACAUUGCGAGGAUGGACGGUGGAGAAGAGGUGCGAGUGAAAGCGUCCCCAUACUGCUGGUCAACUCGUGAUGGAGGGAACAUCACUGGACCCCGCCUGGCCCGUCGCAGCAAGAAGGCCCGCAGCCUGAGCACUUCCUCAGCCAGCAGCUCCUCUGAAUACAGGAAGACCCAAUCUCUACACGGACCAAGCCCUGUGACUACAUUUGGUCCAAAGGCAUGCAUGCUACAGAAUCCACAAGCAGUAAUGCACAUUCAGGACCCCGCCACCCAGCGGCUAACAUGGAACACCCCCCCCAAGAGUGUCCUGGUAAUUAAGAAGAUCCGAGACGCCACCCUGCUUCAGCCUUUCAAGGAGCUCUGCAUGUUCCUCACUGAGGUCAAAAACAUGAUUGUUUAUGUGGAGAAGAAAGUUCUAGAGGACCCAGCUAUUUCUGGUGAUGACAACUUUGGAACUCUUACUACAAAGUUCUGCACUUUCAGAGAAGAUCUUGAUGACAUAUCCAACCGUGUGGACUUCAUCAUCUGUCUCGGUGGAGAUGGAACUUUGCUCUAUGCGUCGUCACUCUUCCAGGAGAGCGUUCCACCAGUGAUGGCCUUCCAUCUUGGCUCUCUCGGCUUCCUGACGCCUUUCAAGUUUGACACCUAUCAGUCUCAGGUCACCCAAAUUAUUGAAGGUAAUGCAGCCAUUGUGCUGCGCAGUCGCUUGAAAGUGUGUGUGCACCGGGAGAGGGAAAAGGGCGUCAUUCUGACCAAUGGCGAAGUGGACGGUAGCCGCAAAGCCACAAACUAUCAGGUUCUUAACGAGGUGGUGGUGGACAGAGGCCCCUCCUCGUAUCUUUCUAACGUGGACCUCUUCCUGGACGGACACCUCAUCACCACGGUGCAGGGGGAUGGUGUGAUUGUGUCCACGCCUACAGGCAGUACAGCAUAUGCAGUGGCCGCGGGAGCCUCCAUGAUACACCCCAACGUGCCAGCCAUCAUGAUCACUCCCAUCUGCCCCCACUCCCUCUCUUUCAGACCCAUCGUGGUGCCGGCCGGAGUCGAGUUGAAGAUAAUGCUGUCACGUGAUGCCAGAAAUACGGCGUGGGUGUCGUUCGACGGGCGACGCCGACAGGAGAUCUGUCACGGAGACAGUAUUGCCAUCACAACUUCCUGCUUCCCUGUUCCUUGUAUCUGCUUCCGCAACCCGGUCAACGACUGGUUCGAGAGCCUGGCCCAGUGUUUACACUGGAACGUGAGGAAGAAGCAGAACUACCUCAGCUUGGAGGAUGAUGAGUUCUGAGUCUUUGUUUUAACGUUCCCUUUUUUUAAUGGUGGAAGGCCUCGAGCUCCAUUGGACAUACUUCUUACGAAUAAAACCAGCACCGUUUUUUUGUAUAACAUCAGAAAGGGAUGACAGAAGUUUGAGAAAUGAAAAGAAGUUAGUCCAAAAAAAAAAUUUUUGAAUGGACUAUGGCUCACAGUUGUUACAGGAUCAUCCUUUUUUUCUUUGUCAUCCCAAGGCGACAAAUCAAGAUUUCGGGGUGUCCCUGCGCAAACGUGCACAACUUCAAAGCUUAUUAUUAGAAUAUUACACCUAACUGAUGUUGUCUGAUUGGUUUAUUUGUUUUUGACUUACGACCUGGUAAAAACUAUAGAUUCAUUCAUUCUUUCGAGGUGAGGGUGUUGCACUUUAGUGGCCAAAUCUUAUUUUUUUCACAUCUUUCUGAAUUUGUGUAAGAAAGUGAGUCAACAUUGCAAUCUGUGCCUUACAUUAACAUUGACUAUUGACACAGGAAUGAGUGAAAACAAUACCUUUCCAGUUUUACCCCAUGGCUGUUUUUUGUAAAAAACAACAACAAAAAACACCAAUCUUGUCUAUUUUCACAGUAGCCAUUCACACAUAGUUUGUUACUUACAGCGGACAUCACAUGCAGCCUAUUUUUUUUAAUGAUAAAUACAGUUUGUUUUUUUAAGUCCUCCAAGCCAUAGUGAAAGCAGCCAUGUGGCCUAACCUGAGAUAUCUUGUCGCCACGGCAGAAAUUCCCAGUGAAUGUUGCAUUGGAAUGAAAAGAUGAGCAAAGAGGACCAACUGAGCUCUUAAACGCAAUGUACUGUAUAUAUGUGCCGCUUUAAUAAGAUGUAUUUUGUAAAAUGUGUUUUAUUAACCUGUUUACAAUGUAUCAUGGGGAAAAUAAAUCUGUUUGGUACUUUUA